AUGAAUGCGCUCCGCCAGAAAUGCCGACCGAAACAUCAGGUUUUGAUCCUGAAGUGCUACCCAAAGUUACCCAAGAACCCGGCAGGCAGUGCGAGCGAGGCAAAGCCGAACGGCAGCGAACUCAGCUAUCUUGUCUACUACGCGUCUAGUCGUAGGGCCAAACUCACAAAGGUUGGCAGUUUUCUGGAGAAGCGCACCGCCUCGGAUGUCUACAAGGGCAGGAUAGGAGCAGUCCACGUCACUUUGGGAAUCUUGACCGCCUUCCUCAACUCGUCCAGCAUCUCCUCAGUCGACACAUUCCCCCUAUUGGCCCCUCAUGUCCUUACCAUCCUGCAAGAAGUCCUGGGCCACUCCAACGAUACCGGUCUGAUUGAAGCAUGUCUCCCUGUGUGGGACGCUUUCUGUCGUGAUCAAGAUUAUGGCACGCUCGCCGCCGACGUUCAAUACCGCCAGCAAUUCGCCGAUGUGGUCAAGAGAUGGACAGCAUACGCCGACAAGAAGACGAAGGAGGCCGGUGGUUCCAGCGAUGCUCUCAAGCUACGCAAAGCUGGUCUCGAGGCAUUGCGCAGUAUCGCCAACGCCCAAGCUCUUGCUAGUGAGCCAGGUCGCCAGAUCCCCGUCUUCCUGCCCGCCGUUCUACGCAACCUCUACUCGCAGGAUGCCACAUAUCUCACCACACUCGACGAGCGAUUGAAUGAGCAAAAGCAUGCUCAACAAGGAUUGCGUCCCAGCAUGCAGACAAUCCGCAGUACAGCCACAAAAGAGGAAGGAGACCCGCGUGCUGCCGCAGGCACUGCCCAAGAAGCCGAUCGCUAUGCAGAGGAAGAGGCUGGUAUACUGGCUAUGCAAUGCUUCAAGGCCUUGUUCGACGUCGACAAUCGUGCCCAAGUCCGCAUGGCAACCUCGAGUAUGCUUGAAUACAUUUCACAACAAAACUCGGCUCACGCCUGGUCCGUUGCCCUGGUCAAGCUGGCAUGCGAGUUCACUCCUGUCCAGGAUCGCUUUGUUGUCUUGUUCACUGCUGUCGAUGUUCUGAUUCACAGCCCCAUCAUUGAGGAUGCUCUACAGCAACAAAUCGUCUUGGCUGUCAUCAUCGAGCAGAUCCUUGGUUCUAACAUCAACUUGAUCGGAUUGUCAGUCAUGGACAUCCUGCUUGGUUUGGUGCAGCACAUCCUUUUGAUUUUGCAGCUUGGCACCACUCUUCCCAACCUGAAUGGUUCCAACGAAAAGCCAAAAUCUCCUGUCAUGGAAGUUGUCAAGACACCUUCUCCCAUCAGAGUUGAGCUGCUUACUCACUUGCGUCAAUGCAUUGUCAAUCUCGCAAAGCACGUCUACUACACGGAUCAAAUCUCAGACAUGGUGUCGGCCCUUCUGCUCCGUUUGAAGCCUGCCUCUGCUGGCUCCAACAUGCCUGCUGCUACCGCAAAUGCUAUCGAGGAUCCCGCUGGUGCUUCCAACGACUCUGCCGCUAACAGUGGCUUGAAGGAAAGGCCUAACACCGACGGCUUCUUCUCAUUUGACACUGCUCGAGAAGUUGCACUUGAUUCUGUUAAGCGCAUUCUCAUUGUUGCCAACAGCAACGACCCCUCGGCCAACGAGUCGACCAAGAAUCAGAAUCCUGUUCCCAUUGGAGUCUGGGAGGGGACUCAGUGGCUGCUGCGCGAUUCGUACCGUCCAGUACGUGUGGCUUAUGUAGACGCAUUGUGCACAUGGCUUGACCUUGAAACUCGUGCAACCGACUCGAAGAUCGAGGAAAAGCCAACUUCCGAGAAGCAGAAACGGGACAAUGUCAACGGUAACAACAUGGCUCGCAGAGCUGUUUCUAAUGCUUCAGCACGUGGGCGCGGCACAAGGAAGAGUCGUUCCUUCUUCCUGCAACUUCUCCAUCUUGCCAUCUACGAGGAUGCUUUGCAUCUUGCCGAUCGCCCCGAGGCUGAUCAUGAGUUCCUGCUUUUGCACUACUUGCUUGCGUCCAUGAUUGCCAAACUCGGCGUCAAUGCUGUUCGCUCUGGUCUUCCCAUGAUUUUCCGUUUGCAAGAAGACAUUCAGGCUAUUGAGAACCCCAAGGCCAAGGUUCGACUCGGCAGCUUGGUUCAUGGUUAUCUAUGGGCAGUAGCUCACAAGUUCAACUUUGAGCACUCCGUUGUCGGCAACGAGGUUCAAUCUGAAGUUGUUCGUAGACAGCAAGCUGGAAUCUGGGUCCACGGUAUUCAGGUUCCUGCUGUAUCACUGGCGAGAAUCGCAGAGGUGGCUGCAUCCGCUCCUACACAGUUGACGGCGACUACUGUUGAGUCUCAAACUCUGAAGCCCUUCGACCACCGCGAACAAUUCGUCGAGCGCAUUUCCGAUACCUACAGCGCAAGCGUUGCUUCACCUCCGGCUACACCAGGUAGCCCCGGACGCAGUUUCUCUUUGCCUACCUUGAACCUUGCUCCUAAUGAUUUCUUGGCCGCUCCCAACAGAUCGAAGGCUGACCUUCCACAGUCCUGUGUUGAUGAGCUCUCAGCAGUCUGGUCGAAGGAAGAGCUCCUCGCAACCGUCGCAGCUGCAGCACCCAAAUCGACAUCAUUGAGUGGUUCACGUGCUGGCACU
Molecule: messenger RNA, 2592 nt
Organism: Aureobasidium melanogenum CBS 110374
Lineage: Eukaryota; Fungi; Ascomycota; Dothideomycetes; Dothideales; Saccotheciaceae
Exons: 1
Biological process (GO): protein localization to plasma membrane
Cellular component (GO): plasma membrane
Source: RefSeq, a predicted model, not a curated record